Aspergillus terreus NIH2624 is the source of this 1311-nucleotide messenger RNA. RefSeq names its product inositol phosphosphingolipid phospholipase. The coding region runs from base 1 to 1311 and encodes 436 amino acids. The transcript is spliced from 2 exons. NCBI's taxonomy places the organism in Eukaryota, Fungi, Ascomycota, Eurotiomycetes, Eurotiales, Aspergillaceae. Gene Ontology annotation, cellular component: cytoplasm. Gene Ontology annotation, molecular function: sphingomyelin phosphodiesterase activity. The record is from RefSeq and is a predicted model, not a curated record.
AUGUCCGCAUCUUCUGCCCCCGGGGAUUCGUCUCCCGAGACCAUCCGCAUCCUCACACUCAACUGCUGGGGCCUCAAAUACAUCGCCAAAUACCGCUACCAGCGACUCUCGGAGAUCGGUCGCCAGCUGGCUCUGGCAGACCCUCCGCCGGAAAUUGUCGGGCUCCAGGAGUGCUGGACACAGCAGGACUACGAGAGCAUCCGCCAGCAGACGCGACACCUGCUGCCGUACGGGAAGUUCUACUUCGGCGGUAUCUGGGGCGCGGGGCUCGCCAUCCUGUCGAAGUGGCCCAUCGAAGAAAGCAGCAUGCACGCAUACCCGCUGAACGGCCGCCCGACGGCCUUCUUCCGUGGCGACUGGUACGUCGGGAAGGGCGUGGCCUGCGCGCGCAUCCGCUUCGGCGCACACCCCGUGCACGACGUCGCCGAGGUGUUCUGCACGCACCUGCACGCCCCCUACGAGAAGGAACCCAACGACUCGUACAUAUGCCACCGCACCGCGCAGGCGUGGGAGAUCGCCAAGCUGAUGCGCGGCGCCGCCGACCGCGGCCACCUCGUCAUCGGGCUGGGCGACUUCAACAUGCUGCCCUCGGUCAUCCACCCGGACUCGUCCGUCGGCGCCGCCAUUGACCCCGUCGAGAAGAAGCGAAACCGCCCCGUUCCCUCCGCCGAGUUUAAUCUGCGCGUCAACGGCGCCACCUGCGACGGCCGCUUCAAUACCUGGCGUUGGGAGAAGGCUGAGCGGAAGCGGCUUGCCCGCGGCGAAGACGUCACCGUCGACCCGGACGCGCCGUGUCCGCGCGGCAAACGCCUCGAUUAUAUCUUCGUCGGCCCGUCGCGUUGGGCCGUCGACGACGUCCGCAUCGCCAUGACCCAGCGCCAUCCCACGCUCAAGUGCUCGCUCAGCGACCAUUUCGCCGUGGAGGCGGUCAUCUCGCGGCCGCUGACCUCGACAGAGAGUGCGGAUGUGGUGGAGAGAGGCGCCGGACUGGGCCCCGAAACCUACGACCGCAUCCUUGACAUGAUCCACAGCUAUGUCCGCCGGGAGCGGUCGCAGCGGCGCUGGCGCCUCACACACUUCCUCCUCUCCGUGGUCGUAUCGAUCGGCUGUCUGGUGGGCGUGUGGUGGACCGGCGACCAUCUGCCCUACGUGGCGUUCAUUCUGAUGCUGGUGAGCACGCUGGGUUUUGGCGCGGGGAUCCUGGAUGGCUUGAUUGGGGGACUGUUCGUGUCGAGUGAGCUGCGGGCGUUGAAAGAGUUUGAAUGGGAGGUGCGUAAUGCGAAGCAGGUGGUUGAGCGGGCUCAGCAGUAA